GGCGCUUUCGGCGGAGGGCUUCACUCGAGUCUGUGGCAUUCGUGGCGCAGUGAUGCCGGGGGCGGUUCUGCUGGUGGCGGCCACGGGGGUCGCUCUCGUUGUGGCCUUUCUGCUGCUUCUCUACCUUGUCUCGCCGCUCAACUAUCCCAAACCGCUGUCGUUGUCCGGGGCUCACGUUGUGGUAACUGGAGGUUCCAGUGGCAUUGGGAAAAGCAUUGCUAUUGAGUGCGUCAAGCAGGGUGCUUUCGUGACACUGAUUGCAAGAAACGAGAAACGUCUCUUGGAGGCCAAGAAAGAAAUUGAGACAUUUUCAGUUAAUGAUAAACAGGUUGUGCAUUCUAUUUCUCUUGAUGUUUCCAAAGAUUAUGCAAAUGUGGAGAAGUCGCUUAAACAAGCUCAAGAAAAGUUGGGUCCUGUUGACAUGCUUGUUAACUGUGCUGGAACAUCAAUAACUGGAAAAUUUGAAGAUAUCGAUACCUAUAGGUUUGAGCAAUUAAUGGCUAUCAACUAUCUGGGUAGUGUUUACCCAACUCGUGCAGUAGUUGGUAAAAUGAAGGAAAGAAGAAUGGGGAGGAUUGUGUUUGUCUCAUCACAGGCUGGACAAGUUGGUGUUUAUGGCUAUUCAGCUUAUUCUGCAACAAAAUAUGCUCUUAGAGGAUUAGCCGAAUCUUUACAUAUGGAGGUAAAACCAUAUAACAUAUGUGUGACCAUUGCCUAUCCACCAGAUACAGACACACCUGGCUUUGCAGAAGAAAGUCAGAACAAGGUGUUAGAAACCAAACUUAUUUCAGAAGCAUCAUCAUCAAUCUGCCAACCUGAAUAUGUUGCCAAAAUUAUUGUUAAGGAUGCUGUUCAAGGAAAAUUUACUAGUUCUGUUGGUGCUGAUGGUCACAUGCUGACAAUAUUAACUAAUGGAAUGGCCCCAGUUUCUUCCAUUGCUGAAAUCCUAGAGUCGGUUAUGUUCCUGGGCAUUUUCCGCUUGGUCAGUCUGUAUUUUAUAGCAGGUUUUGACAGCAUUGUUCGCCGUUGCAUGAUAGAAAAAGAGAAAUCUAAAAAGACAGACUGAAGUAGAACAAUGCUUUGAACUGAAUCCUGAUUAGAAAGGUGGACAAUUUGUUGUUACAUAGGACCAUGCUUGUGUGGUCUGAAUAUGCCUCAUAGUGAUAUAUAUAUAUAUAUGCUGAAGUGAUGGUGAUCUUCAGUGGUGAAAGAAGGAAACAAAUGAACAAUUCCAGAAAAAGUGCUACUGAAGAAGACUGCUGUUUUUAUUUUCUGUUAUUUGAAAUUAUAGAUGUUGCCUUAGAAAUGAAUUUAUGAAAGAGCAGAGCUUCAGAGUAGUCUUUUUGCUGGUAAUUCUGCACAAAUACAUUGUUUUAGCAGUUUUGAAGGAUUUAGUCAAUGGUGAAUUUAAUCCAGAAUUGAAGUAAACAACUUGGUCUCUUCCAGAUAUCGAGGACUACAAUUCUCACAGAUGUUUGCCAUUGUCCCUGCUAUUGCCCUCCCCCUCUUCCUGUCCCCUCCAAGCCUUGGAGAAUGUAGGGUUGCCUAACCAAAUCUAAAAUACAGUUAACAUAUUUCUAUGGUGUAGAACACAUCUCAAUUGCCUCAGAUCUAACCCUUAUUUUGUACCUCUCAAAAGUCAUGCAGUUGAAUUGUCUUGCCCAUACUGACACUUUAAAUAAACAAAAGCUCUUUUUUUUACAAUUUAAAUUAUAGUUAGUCAUGGGAGGAAGACUAUAUCAAAUGGGAGAACUAACCUUUCGUAGGACAGCUCCAUUGGAUUUAAUAUACCGAGUCAAGAAUUGGUAGGUUUCCUCCCAUGUGUUCUUGGGACCUGAUCUAAUAAGAUAUGGUAAUUAAUCUUUUCUGCUCUUAAGUGCAUAGUUUUGUGAAGUAUUCAUUCUGUUUUAUUACGCACUGUACCUGGAUGGCAGGAUAUUAUUAAUAUGUUCCAAAGUUCCCUGUGUGGGAGCAAUGAAGAAUGCUUUAAUUGUAACAAAUCUUCGGGAAAAAUGAAGGACCCAUGACUCACUGAGAAACUGGGAUGUGUGUGUAUUUUUUUCUGUUUAUGCCUUAUGCCUUGACUAUAAAUAAAACAGAUGUAAAGUGUUGCUACCUAAUAAACAUUGUCUGUAAUUUAA
Messenger RNA from Protobothrops mucrosquamatus (brown spotted pit viper), 2141 nucleotides. RefSeq names its product 3-ketodihydrosphingosine reductase (gene KDSR). Lineage: Eukaryota; Metazoa; Chordata; Lepidosauria; Squamata; Viperidae. Gene Ontology annotation, cellular component: endoplasmic reticulum membrane. The transcript is spliced from 10 exons. The record is from RefSeq and is a predicted model, not a curated record. The coding region runs from base 53 to 1066 and encodes 337 amino acids. Gene Ontology annotation, biological process: sphingolipid biosynthetic process. Gene Ontology annotation, molecular function: 3-dehydrosphinganine reductase activity.